This is a messenger RNA of Neoarthrinium moseri, 408 nucleotides long. RefSeq lists its product as uncharacterized. The coding region runs from base 1 to 408 and encodes 135 amino acids. NCBI's taxonomy places the organism in Eukaryota, Fungi, Ascomycota, Sordariomycetes, Amphisphaeriales, Apiosporaceae. The transcript has a single exon. The record is from RefSeq and is a predicted model, not a curated record.
AUGCACUUCCUUCGCCGCCAGGGGAAGUGUGUCAUCCGCUCCGACCGCAUGAACCUCUACGCGUACUGGCGAGACGCGAUGACGAGUGGCGUCCCCAACGCCGAGAAAUGGAUCGCCCCCUGGACCCGCGAGACGGCUUUGUUCCUGCUCAACGACAAAGUCCGCCGCGACGCGCUCCGCGCCUGGAACUACAGCGCGAAGCCGUACCAAGGUGUGCACCUCGACCACCGUGCCACCAUCGACAAGGUCAAAGCCGACCAGAGCCUGGACUCGAGAUGGGCCUCGUGGAAGGCCACCACCGCCGCCUUCCGGGCCAACCAGAUCGCCAAGGGCACCGCCGCUGCCGCCCUCGACGAAGAGAUGGUCAACAUAAAGGUCGAGACCGGCCUCGAAGGAUCGUCCGGCUAG